Messenger RNA from Hydractinia symbiolongicarpus, 885 nucleotides. RefSeq names its product melatonin receptor type 1C-like. The transcript has a single exon. Gene Ontology annotation, molecular function: G protein-coupled receptor activity. Lineage: Eukaryota; Metazoa; Cnidaria; Hydrozoa; Anthoathecata; Hydractiniidae. Bases 1 to 885 code for a protein of 294 amino acids. The record is from RefSeq and is a predicted model, not a curated record. Gene Ontology annotation, cellular component: membrane. Gene Ontology annotation, biological process: G protein-coupled receptor signaling pathway.
AUGUGCAAUGAUGUAUUAGCAUUUCUAUUAACUUCCUUAAUAUUUUCCUUGUUAAGUGCAAUAUGUAAUGGAGCAUACAUUUUGGUUGUCUUAAAAAACAAGAGGCUAAGAAGAUCGAAUAACCUUCUAUACCUGUUACUUUCCAUAUCUGAUUUGGUUGUUACUGCAAUUUUAACUGUAAUUUACGGGAUACAGAUCACAGAAUACCGGAACGGUACAUUAACUAGCGUUGCAUCAAUCUGGUCCUUAGUGGUACAUAGUUUCAUCGACAUGUCUAUUUCAGCUAUUUUAUUGAUCCAAUUGGAGUUGUAUUUAGCCGUAUUUAAACCGUUUAAAUACAAAAGAACAUUAAGAAAAAAAACAUUACCUAUGCUAUUGAUUUUAGCCUGGAUUCCAUCUAUAUUAAUUCCAUCCGUUAUAUUUUUGAAUAAGUCGAUAUUUCAAGAUAUUAUCCGAAAUUUAAUCACUUUUUACGAAUUUUCCUCUCUGCUGCUCGUAGCGUUUUGUCAAAAGAAAGUGCUCAACUACAUUAGGAAAAAUAAUCACACUAGACGAGGAAAAAAGUUGAGCCAAAUAGCUGCUCAAAUAUUAGUUGUUUAUGGAGUUUCUGCAGUUGCUGGUUUGGUAGGAAGUAUAAUUAACCAAUUUAACUUAGCAACAGAAGGUUACAAUGAAUGCGUGUAUCAAUGGUGCAUGUUUGUGGUGUUAACAAAUACAUGUUGGGACACUUGUAUUUAUGGAUUACGUUCGGCUGCUGUUAGGAAUGAACUUUUAAAAGUAUUUCCAUGCUUUCAGAUUUGCGCUAAAAGUACCAAGAAUAAAAUAGGUAAUUUUUCAUAUGCGAUCUCUUUUAACCGGCUGCGUAGAAAUGGUGUGCGAAAAUGA